Molecule: messenger RNA, 1528 nt
Organism: Danaus plexippus (monarch butterfly)
Lineage: Eukaryota; Metazoa; Arthropoda; Insecta; Lepidoptera; Nymphalidae
Product: zinc carboxypeptidase-like
Exons: 6
Coding region: 63-1406 (447 amino acids)
Biological process (GO): proteolysis
Molecular function (GO): metallocarboxypeptidase activity; zinc ion binding
Source: RefSeq, a predicted model, not a curated record
UUAAAUUUGACAAGUAAAUCAUAGUGAUUUGUGACAACCAUCCUGAAUUUUCGUCAGUAAAAAUGAAAUUGACUUCAUAUCUAACAUAUGGCAUUAUUUUAAUUGUAUUUACUAAUGCGCAAUAUAUAUUGUAUGAGGUAACAGCAUUUAACCCCCAUGAAAGGGAAGUUCUGUAUUAUCUACAUAUAAAAAAAACUGCCAUCGUAUUCAUGAACGGUGUAUCGAAUGAAGCCGCUAUACCCAUGGAUGUUAUAGUCAGACAGGAUUUAUCUAAGAUGUUUGAAUACAAACUAAGAAUGUUUGACAUACAGUUUAUAUGUGUAACAUAUAUAACAAAAGAACAGUUGGCCUUUACUGGAACAACAGAAUUAGAAACUAAUAUUACAAAUGCUUUCUAUGAUUGGACGGGUAUCCAAAGCUGGGUCGAUGCUUAUAAUGACAGAAACUUUGAUAAAGACGAUAUAACAUUUGAUAAAAUCGUUAUAGGGAAAACAUAUGAAAGCCGGGACAUAUUUAUACUGAAGAUAAGUAAAGGGCCAAAGAGACCUAUUGCUUUUAUAGUGGGCGGAGAGGACGGCAAAGAUUGGUUAUCAUCGGCUAUUAUUCUGAAUGUUAUGCAUGAACUAUUAGACAGCACAAGUGAUUUAAGUGAUCUACUUGAUUUAUAUGAUUUUUAUCUUCUGCCCGUAUUAAAUCCAGAUGGAUUUGUUUACAGUCGAGAAAAGAAUAGGUUGUGGUCUAAAAAUAGACAAAUUAAGCAACAAAAAUUUUGCAAUGGAUCGGUUGCCAUAGGUGUUAAUAUUGAUAGAAAUUGGUUCUUACAAAAAACUACAAAGAUGUUUGAUGAAGAAUGUCACUCAGUAUAUAUGGGGCAUAAAUCCUUGUCGGAGGAAGAAACUCAGACAUUAUCAUAUGUUCUCAAUAGUGUUGCACUUAAAAUGCUAGCAUUUAUUGAUCUAAGAGGUUUUGGAAGAUAUAUAACGCUUCCAUAUGCGAAACAUACAAAAAAGGCUAAUAACCAUGAUAUUAUUAUGGAAAUAAUGAAAUUGGCUAGUACUAGAGUCUAUGAAAAGCACAAUGGUACCCUUUAUUGUGAUACAACCGGGAGUUACUUUUAUAACUUUUCUGGUAAUAUGGCAGACUGGGUAAAGAGGUCAUUGAACACCCCAUUGGUUUUUACAAUGUACUUAGAAGAUAUCACUACCAUUCUACCUAUGCCCUACCAGAUUUUACCACUUAGCAAAGAAUUCUAUACCAUUUUAUAUGAAUCGCUCACCAUUUCAAAACAAAUGUAUGGACCGCUCUUCAAUGGCAUUGAUUCAGAGUUAUUCAGACAUCAUCAAGUACAGAAUCUUUCUUUAAUUUUUUUACAAAUAUGUGUUUUACUAAAUUUCAGUCAAUAUUAAAUGAAAUAUUAUUAGAUUUGUAACAACUUUAGACUACUUUUAAAUAGGAAUUGAUAAUGCACUAACCUGGUUAGGGGGCAUAUGUCCAAUUUGAUGUUGCAUAUAACCAUGAGGAGGGCCUU